AUGGUCCUCGAAGCUAUCCGUUUCAAGGGCGAGACAGCCUCGGGCCAAAAUGUCACUCCCGCCUCGCUCGAGAUCCUGGAUCAACUACUGUUGCCGCAUCAGACCACUUUCAUCCCAAUCACAACAUGCCAAGGUGCUCAUUCGGCGAUCAAGAAAAUGCAAGUCCGAGGAGCACCUGCUAUUGCCAUAGUAGCAGCUUUGGCUCUAGCGACAGAGCUGAGUAAUGAGAAACAAGCUGGGUCGCUUCUCAAGACGGCGAGGAAACAACAGGACGAAAUUGGUCGUCGACUGGACUAUCUGAAGACCAGCAGACCUACCGCUGUCAAUCUCAGUGAUGCCAUAGGGAAACUCAAGAAAGUGGUCGAGACCGCUGCGUCAGAGCCGGAUGCUUCGCCGACGACUGUUGUGGCAGCAUACCUGCAAGCAGCGGAGAAAAUGCUAGAAGACGACGUGGCAGAUAACAAAGCCAUCGGUGAACAUGGAGCACAGUGGAUAAAGAAGCAUACUACUGCCGGUGUUCGGAGAACAAGCAAUCCUGAGCAACCCCUUCAGGUUCUGACGCAUUGCAACACAGGAUCAUUGGCGACAGCAGGGUAUGGCACCGCGCUUGGCGUGAUUAGAUCACUUCGUUCCAACGGCAUGCUCACGCACGCGUACUGCUCUGAGACAAGACCGUACAACCAAGGGUCUCGACUGACGGCAUAUGAGCUUGUACACGACGAGAUACCCGCUACUCUUGUGACAGAUUCGAUGGCGGCCUCGCUGCUUCAGAGAGAAGGUCAAGACGUCGCCGCUAUCGUUGUGGGUGCCGAUCGUGUUGCGGCCAAUGGCGAUACUGCUAACAAGAUCGGCACCUAUUCUCUGGCAGUGCUUGCCCGUCACCACGGCGUCAAGUUCUUGGUGGCCGCGCCUCGCACAACGAUCGAUCUUGCAACACCUUCCGGCAAAGAAAUCGUCAUCGAAGAACGUGCAGCCGAUGAGGUGACUAGGAUAAAAGGUCCUCGCAUCGAUACGGACGGCAAGGUGCUCGUCGAACACUUCCCGGCAACGAUCAACAUCGCUGCCACCGGGAUCGACGUGUGGAACCCUGCAUUUGAUGUGACACCUGCCAGCCUGAUAGAUGGCAUUGUGACCGAAUGUGGCGUCGUCGAGAAAGUAGAUGGCCGGUUUGAUUUUGAGCAUAUCUUCCGGAAGUAA
Molecule: messenger RNA, 1197 nt
Organism: Cyphellophora attinorum
Lineage: Eukaryota; Fungi; Ascomycota; Eurotiomycetes; Chaetothyriales; Cyphellophoraceae
Product: Methylthioribose-1-phosphate isomerase
Exons: 2
Coding region: 1-1197 (398 amino acids)
Molecular function (GO): S-methyl-5-thioribose-1-phosphate isomerase activity
Source: RefSeq, a predicted model, not a curated record